AUCUCUACCUCGAACCAUCUCUCACCGUUGGAUCAUCAGUAAACCACGGUUUUGUUUCGGACAGCCAGGUGGGGACCCCUAAUGACUGUGAGAUGUGCUUCUUCGUUGGUUAAAGACUUCUUUUCCAUUACCAAGUCACCGAGAGACACAGAAGACAGAGAGAAGAGAAGAGAGAGAGAGUUAGUUUCUGGGCUUUUGCUUUGAUUUGCUUGCGUCUUGAUCUCUCUCUCUUUCUCUCUCAUCAAUCUUCUGAUCAUCCCUUCAUCAUUGUUUUUUUUUUUCUUUCUUUCUUUGUUUCAGAGGGAAGUUUCUAUUUAUAGUUUUGUGCUGAGAGAGAUUCUUCUAUAGAUGUAUUAAUGAUUCUCGUUCAUUGUCAACGUCUUCUUCCUCUUUGUAAUCAUCAUGUUUUUCUUUUUUGAUAUCGACACGUGAAGUUGUGUAGAUUUAUAUUAUCUCCAUCCUUCAAGCUCAGAUCUGAUUUGAUCUCGCUCUAAGUCAAAUCUUGAAUUAGGGUUCUCGCUGCUAUAAAUAAGAUAUGAACUACUUCCCCGAUGAAGUGGUAGAGCACGUCUUCGACUUCGUCACAUCUCAUAAAGACAGGAACUCAAUAUCUCUGGUUUGCAAAUCUUGGUUCAAGAUCGAGAGAUACAGCAGACAGAACGUGUUCAUCGGCAACUGUUACUCGAUAAACCCGGAGAGGUUACUAAGGAGGUUUCCUUGUUUCAAGUCCUUAACCUUGAAAGGCAAGCCUCACUUCGCUGACUUCAACUUGGUUCCUCACGGAUGGGGAGGCUUCGUGCAGCCUUGGAUCGAGGCUUUGGCGAGAAGCCGCGUGGGGCUAGAGGAGCUGAGGUUGAAGCGGAUGGUUGUGACUGAUGAGAGCUUGGAGCUGCUUUCGCGUUCCUUUGUGAAUUUUAAGUCUUUGGUGCUUGUUAGCUGUGAAGGGUUUAGCACUGAUGGUUUAGCCUCCAUUGCAUCUAACUGCAGGCAUCUACGAGAUCUUGACUUGCAAGAGAAUGAAAUUGAUGAUCACAGAGGUCAGUGGCUAAGCUGUUUCCCAGAGGCUUACACAUCUCUUGUCACGUUGAACUUUGCGUGUUUAGAAGGUGAAACCAAUCUUGUGGCUUUGGAGAGGUUAGUUGCAAGGUCUCCAAAUCUAAGGAGUCUGAAGCUAAACCGUGCAGUGCCGCUCGAUGCACUGGCGAGGUUAAUGGCUUGUGCGCCGCAGAUAGUUGACUUGGGAGUAGGGUCUUAUGAGGAUGAGCAAGAUUCAGAGUCUUGUCUGAAACUCCAGGCUGCUAUAAGGAAAUGCACAUCGUUAAGAAGUUUGUCUGGCUUUCUUGAGGCUGCUCCUCAUUGCCUCUCAGCGUUCCACCCAGUAUGUCAUAAUCUCACCUAUUUGAAUCUUAGUUAUGCAGCUGAGAUCAAUGGCAGCCACUUGAUUAGGCUUAUUGAGCAUUGCAAGAAGCUCCAACGUUUAUGGAUAUUGGAUAGUAUAGGUGACAAAGGUCUUGAAGUGGUAGCUUCUACAUGUAAAGAGUUACAAGAGCUCAGGGUUUUUCCAACUGAUUUACAGGGUGGAGGCAACACAGCUGUGACAGAAGAUGGUCUAGUUGCCAUCUCCGCAGGUUGCCCUAAGCUUCACUCUAUUCUCUACUUCUGCCAGCAGAUGACAAACGCAGCGCUCAUAACCGUUGCCAAGAACUGUCCAAAUUUCAUCCGGUUCAGACUCUGCAUCCUCGAGCCACACAAACCCGACCACGUCACAUCUCAGCCUCUAGACGAAGGCUUUGGAGCAAUCGUGCAAGCAUGCAAGAACUUGAAACGGCUUUCAGUCUCUGGUCUCCUUACAGACCAAGUCUUUCUCUACAUCGGCAUGUUUGCAACUCAGCUUGAGAUGCUCUCCAUAGCUUUUGCUGGCGAUACGGAUAAAGGCAUGUUGUAUGUGUUGAACGGUUGCAAAAAGAUGAGGAAGCUAGAGAUUAGGGAUAGUCCGUUUGGGGACACGGCGCUUCUCGCUGAUGUGAACAAGUAUGUAACAAUGCGAUCCCUUUGGAUGUCUUCAUGUGAAGUCACUCUUGGGGGAUGCAAAAGGCUUGCACAGAAAGCGCCAUGGCUCAAUGUAGAGAUCAUAAACGAGAACGAUAAUAACCGGAUGGAGGAAAAUGGAUACGAGGGAAGACAGAAGGUGGAUAAAAUGUAUCUGUACCGGACCGUGGUUGGGACAAGGGUUGAUGCGCCGCCAUUUGUGUGGAUUCUCUAGUUUUUUUUUCUUGGUUCCGACCAAACAUGGAACUAGUUCGAUGCUUCUGAGAUUCUGAUUGGUCGGCUUGCGUUCGUGGUCCUUUCCGAAAUUAGGUGUACUUUUAAUGUUUUAUUUAAGACAGAAAACUGAUUCUUUUGUGAAAGCCUUUCUGGUUUUUCUUUCCUCUUUUGACUUUCCCCUGGUGGUUUAUUGUUUUUUACGAAUGCUACUGCUUGAUUUUUGAUUAGUUUGUUAAAUUUAGUAAUUACACUAGUUUUUACCU
This is a messenger RNA of Raphanus sativus (radish), 2528 nucleotides long. Its product is annotated as protein AUXIN SIGNALING F-BOX 2. Bases 536 to 2263 code for a protein of 575 amino acids. Gene Ontology annotation, molecular function: protein binding. Gene Ontology annotation, biological process: SCF-dependent proteasomal ubiquitin-dependent protein catabolic process. Lineage: Eukaryota; Viridiplantae; Streptophyta; Magnoliopsida; Brassicales; Brassicaceae. Gene Ontology annotation, cellular component: SCF ubiquitin ligase complex. The record is from RefSeq and is a predicted model, not a curated record. The transcript is spliced from 3 exons.